GCAGCCUUGCGCAAGCCGCCCGCCGGCAGUUUGCAAAACUUCGCCUCCGCGGCCGCCCGCUUUGCUGCCCUGCAGCUCCCGCCAUUGUCCCGAUGGCUUCGGAGGAGGAGCAGCAGAAGAAGCGAGCCCAGAAGCAGCCGCCUCCGGGGGUCUCCGUCGCCCCCGACCCUGCGCUAAAGCCCUUCGAGAGGAACCUCCUGCGGAACCCCAACCCCGAAGGUGUGAAUAUUUCUGAGCCAGCGCCCCCCCUGACGCUUCCCAGGGCAGCUUGGAAUCCCCUGGACCCCAAAGGUAUUUUCAAAGGCUGGCAAGUCAGCAUCGAGCCUUUGGAGGCAGACAAGGCAGAUGUCACCCCCAAGUCUGUCUUGCCACGCUAUAGCUGGUGCGUUAAGCAGCAACAUGUAGACUUGGUGGCCGAAGGAUUCUGGGAGGAGCUGCUGGAUUCAUACCAGCCAAACAUCACUGUCAUGGACUGGUACGAAAACAGCAAACUGGCUGACUCUGUCUAUGAACUCCAUGUCCGGCUCCUGGGAGCUGACGGGGCCACGGUGAUGGGUGAAUUUCACCACGUGGCGCACAAGGGCGAGCAGGACGGGCAGAAAAACAAGUACUGGCAUCACGUCUCCCACGUAUUCCAGCGCUACGGAGCAGGACUGCGCCACGUCCACUUCCUCCACAAGGCCAAGGAGGUCGAGACGACGGCAGGAUUCCUCCGGACGAGAGUGACGGACAGCAGCGUCUCUGCCCAGCUGCGGGACUGAUGGCGCUUGGGGGAGUGGUGGGGUGGUCAGGCAUUGUGUGGGGCAUCAAAGGGGGUGCCCUGAGCCGCCCAGAUCCUGUAGGAAGGCCCACCCUCGAAUGAUGUUUUCUUGCAUAUUGAUUAAAAGUAGAUGUGAAACUACAAACAGCAUCUUUUGUAGUAUAUAGAGGAAGAGACUCUGCCCAUUUUGGGAGGCACUGUUGUUCUUCCUGGUACCAUUUUAUUCCAGGUCAGGGAUAUGGCAUGCUGGGAAAAGGUCUGGGGGCUAAUCCCUGGUUCCUCGCUUUCUCGGAUCAACCUCUCCCUGUAGAACUGACACCUCCCCAGCUAAACUGGCGACUUCCUAGCAAGUGAAGCCUACCCUUUGCACUCCUCAUAAUGCACUCCUGCUCAGGUUUACUCGGAAGCAAGUCAGUGAGGCUUCUUCCCUAUUACAGUAAAUGCAUUUAGUGCUGUAACCUCAACGCCCAGUGUCCCAUCCGUGCUGUGGCAGUAAUACUGGCCUACCUUGCAGGGGUGGUUGUUUAGGGAGAGAAGAUGGGAUUCAGUGGCCAUCUGCCAGCGAUCUUUUAUCUGUGAUUUUCCUGCAUUGCAGGGGGUUGGACUGGAUGACCUUUGGGGGUACCCCCAACUCGCUAGAAUUCUAUGAUUCUUUGGU
Molecule: messenger RNA, 1418 nt
Organism: Zootoca vivipara (common lizard)
Lineage: Eukaryota; Metazoa; Chordata; Lepidosauria; Squamata; Lacertidae
Gene: NCCRP1
Product: NCCRP1, F-box associated domain containing
Biological process (GO): ERAD pathway; glycoprotein catabolic process; SCF-dependent proteasomal ubiquitin-dependent protein catabolic process
Cellular component (GO): cytoplasm; SCF ubiquitin ligase complex
Molecular function (GO): ubiquitin protein ligase activity
Source: RefSeq, a predicted model, not a curated record